CGAAGGGUGUAUGUUUUAUGUGGAGUCAUGUUCAGAGUCGACAAUAUACUACAAGAUCAUUUGUGGACAGUCUGUUUUUUUUAGAUACACUAGGGAGGAGCGCCUUCAGGGGGAAAUAGACAAUAGCUAUGGCUGACGAAAUUGCAAAGGCACAAAGCGCCCAAGCUGGUGGAGACACGAUCUUCGGUAAAAUCAUUCGCAAGGAAAUUCCAGCAAAAAUAUUUUAUGAAGACGAACAGUGUUUGGCAUUUCAUGACGUUGCACCACAAUCUCCUACACACUUUCUUGUGAUUCCCAAAAAACUUAUUGCUCAGCUGUCUAAGGCUGAGGAUGCUGAUGCAGCUCUUCUUGGACAUUUAAUGAUAGUGGCGAAGAAGUGUGCGGAGGAGAUGGGUCUCUCUAAGGGAUACCGUCUGAUUGUGAAUGAAGGGCCUGACGGCGGGCAGACAGUUUACCACCUUCACAUUCACAUUCUUGGAGGCCGACAGCUGGGAUGGCCUCCUGGUUAACUGUAUUGACCUGAGAAGUGUCAAGAAACUUCAACAGCUAUAUAGAUUUCUUCUGUUAACUCAAACCUGCAAUGUCAACAGUGAAUGCCAAUUCAUCCUGUGUGUUUACUGCAAAUAAAUAAUAGCAAAUAAAAACCUUUCUGCA
Polyodon spathula (Mississippi paddlefish) is the source of this 654-nucleotide messenger RNA. Its product is annotated as histidine triad nucleotide-binding protein 1-like. The record is from RefSeq and is a predicted model, not a curated record. Gene Ontology annotation, biological process: purine ribonucleotide catabolic process. Bases 129 to 509 code for a protein of 126 amino acids. Gene Ontology annotation, molecular function: hydrolase activity. The transcript is spliced from 3 exons. NCBI's taxonomy places the organism in Eukaryota, Metazoa, Chordata, Actinopteri, Acipenseriformes, Polyodontidae. Gene Ontology annotation, cellular component: nucleus; cytoplasm.